Messenger RNA from Melanaphis sacchari, 3250 nucleotides. Its product is annotated as transcription factor btd-like. The transcript is spliced from 2 exons. The coding region runs from base 748 to 2796 and encodes 682 amino acids. The record is from RefSeq and is a predicted model, not a curated record. Gene Ontology annotation, molecular function: DNA-binding transcription factor activity; RNA polymerase II cis-regulatory region sequence-specific DNA binding. Gene Ontology annotation, biological process: regulation of transcription by RNA polymerase II. NCBI's taxonomy places the organism in Eukaryota, Metazoa, Arthropoda, Insecta, Hemiptera, Aphididae.
AGCGGAGCGCCGGACGUCACGAGUGCGCCAGGUAUAGGUCGGCGACGUGAUCGCGGAGCUCUCCGGCCAGCCAGUGGCGGUCCGGACGUUCGUCGUGUGUCAUCUUCACGAAUGUAAACGUCCCGCGCAACGAUCACGUGUCUCACGAUCGAGUUUAUAAACGCCGAGCGCGAUCAACACGCGCCCGCGAGUUUUUUUUUUCAUACAAAAAUAUUAUAUGAUAUUAAUAUUAUUACCACCGUUGUCGUUCGUAUUUUAUAUCGUUCUUUUUUUUUUUCAUUUAUACUUACGCACACGCGCCGUGAUAUUCCGUCGCCGAAGUACCUAUACGUAAACGCGGACACACGCGCACACGAUAAUUCGUUUUUAUAGUAUCAUUAUUAAACGUAUUGUUAUCAUGACGAUUUUUUACUCGAUCGCGGUGUAAAAUCGGAUUCGUGUGCGGUCUAUCGUUCGCUGUGAAUUUUUUUUUCUCCUCUCGAGUAUAAAAUAUAAUAUCACAUGUUAUACGAUCCGAGAUUAAUGCUUGACGCGUUGUGACUUACCAUAGUAUUCUCGACGAUGUACGGCGGCCGUCGUGAAGUUUUGUCCGUGUAUUCUCGAAAAUCGCACGUUUUCUGCUGUCUUCGGAUUCGUGUUGUCAAUAAAUAACAGAAAAAGAAAACCCAGGUUUCAGCAGGUCACCACCUUGUUGGUGCGCGUGCGUCGUUUUGUGGUGAUCGAAAGUCUGUUCGAUUAGCUGCACGAAUGACUAUGGCUGAGGUGGAAAUGGAGCCGCCGACAGACAGGGCGAGCCGGUCGACGAUCUACAAGACCAACAAUAACCAUCCGCUGGCCACGAACAAUAACAACCAUCUACAUCACGUUCCCAGCGCGCGUCCGGUGGUCGUCAAACACAAAAAGCGGAAACGCCUGAACCAAGUGUUGGACAGGUUGGCGGGUCAGGCGACUUCGCCCAACAACAACAACAACAACAACAACAGUAGUAAUCACAACAACAACAACAACAACGAGGUCGUGGCCGUGAAAGAAGAAGAGACGACGAUCAAGGAGGACGGUGGGUCGGUGACAGCCAUGGUGGUGGUGGAUAGCGGCCACGUCCAGAACGGCGUCGAGUACGAGAGUGACGAGUCGUUGCGGAGGUCGUCGUGCAAAGAUAGUUACGAAGAACCGUUCAGCCCAGCCGGAUCGUCGUCGUGCAAUCGGUCGCCGCGCAGCUCCCACACCGACUCGCCGUUCAGCCCGAACCGGACGAGGCCGGACGACCCGCCGGCGACGCAUCUACCCGCACCACCGCCCCAGCAACAGUUUCACCCGCCGCCACCGCUCCCACCGCACCCGCUUCAUCACUAUCUCAAGUACCCCAAGUGCGACUGCCUGUUCUGCGGUGGCGACGGGACCUCGCCGCCCCGGCACCCGCUACCACCCAUGCCGCCUCCCACAUCGCUGCAGCAGCAGCAGCAGCACCACCAACUGAACCGGAACAUGAUGCACCACGACAAGAAUCCGCAGCAGUUACCCGUCACGCCCAUGUCGCCGGCAUCGCUGUUAGCCGGUUCCAUGUACACGUUCGAACACUACCUGCACACCAAAUACCUGCCCGACAUAUUCCGGAAGCGGCGGAGCCAUUCCGAUUCCGAUGUUCCUAUGUGGUUCGAAGCUACUAAAGCCGAACACUGCAGCGGCGGCGGUAACGACGACUCGACCGCUUCGACGGCCGCGGCUGUCAGGUUGAACACUACGGUCGCGGCCGGGACCGGCAGCCGGAGGGGCAAGAGGCCGUUCUCGGUGCCACAUCCGCUGGACAAGCCGGCUCGGAAGAGGGGUCCGUCCGCGGGCUCCAGAUCGUCCGCGCACCCGCCGCCGCAACCGCCCCAAGACUCGCCGCUCGACCUGUCCAUGAAGAACGGAUUUUGGCCGUUUACCGCACCUGAACCGCCGACGGCAGCGGCCGAACCCUCCGUGGCCACCGUCAUCGCAAACGCCGCGACGACGCCGCCGUCACCUCCGCUCCCGGCCGCCGUCUCUUCCACUGCCACUCCUACGACGUCGGUCGUGUCGGUGGGCUACUACAGCCGGCCGGGUAGCGCGGGCGGUUACACCGUGCCGGUAGUCAAGGGCGACGUGGCAUCGCGCACCACCAAGGCUUCGGUGGCCGUCCGGUACAACCUGGAAGUGUCGCCCGUCGUCGAGGAGAUGCCCGUCGGCUCGGACGUGGCGUACGUGUGUCCGGUGUGUGGGCAGAUGUUCAGCCUGCACGACCGGCUGGCCAAACACAUGGCUUCUCGGCACAAGACCUCGGCGUCGGCGUCGUCGUCGUCCAUCACCGGGACGCCGGCGUCGUCGUCGUCGGAAAACGGCGGCGGCGGUGGCGGCGACUCGUCCGGCGGCGCGACCAAGGCGUACCCGUGCGAGGUGUGCAACCGGUCGUUCGCGCGCAGCGACAUGCUCACCCGGCACAUGCGACUCCACACGGGCGUCAAGCCGUACACGUGUCGCGUGUGCGGGCAAGUGUUCUCGCGGUCCGAUCACCUGAGCACGCACCAGCGCACGCACACGGGCGAAAAACCGUACAAGUGUCCGCAGUGUCCGUACGCCGCGUGCCGCCGGGACAUGAUCACCCGGCACAUGCGCACCCACUCCCGGUACGAGAUGGUCUCGUCGUCGUCCGCGUCCGGGGCCGCGGCCAUGGCGGCCGCGCUAGGCCUGGACCCGCCGUCGCCCGCCUCGCCCACCGACGGCCAACUCUUGCUGUCGCCCCCGCUCGAGGUCCUCUGCAAGUCCGAACCGCAGUAGCAGCGGUGUCCGCGGAAUCGUGCGGACGGGGUCGUAAUGUUGUUAUUAUGAUGUCAACGUCUCACGUUUGUGUAGUAAUAUUCUAAUGAUAUAGUAAAUAAUAUAAAAUGUGUUUAUAAUAAUAUUAUUUAUUAAAAUGUAUAAAACGUAGCGCCGAUAAUGUUAUUAUACUAUUUGUACUUGUAAAUUUUAGUCUUAAGAACGAUACACACAGAACACACACACCGUACACAUACACAACACACACACACACACAACAUACUACACUACAAACGCGCGUGCGCACACAGCUUUUUGUCAAAACCAAAGAUAAAAUAUUAUAAUAAUAACAAUAAGUCUAUGCGCAUGUAUAUCAUGUUUAAUUGUUCGUUUUCCUGAACGAUUACAUUUUUUUUUCUCGUAUGGAUAACAUUCAUAUUAUUAUGUGUGUAUUGACUACAAAUAAUAAUAAUAU